UUCUAAGACAUGUCGAAACCAAGGAUUUGUGUGAUUGGUGCCGGACCGUCCGGUUUGUCGACAUUGUUUCAUUUCGCUAAAAUGGAGAAGAUGCCGGAAAUUGUUUGUUACGAGAAACAGCGGACGUGGAUGGGUUUAUGGAACGUUUCUUGGAAAACAGGUCUGGACGAGAACGGAGAACCUAUUCAUACAAGUCAGUACCAUCAUAUGUGGUGUAAUGGUCCAUAUGAGUCACAUCAGUACCCAGAUUACCCGUUUGAGCAGCACUUUGGUCAGCAAACUCCGUCAUUUCCUCCUCGUGCCGCGAUGAGAGACUAUCUCGAAGGUCGUUUUACAAAGGCGGUUGCACAUGGACGAAACCUUAGAGACUAUAUACAUUUUAAUACUGCUGUCCGAUAUGUGAAGUACAAUGACGACAAAGAUGACUUUACCGUCAUUGUCAACGAUUAUAACACAAGCAAGACACUAGAAGAAACAUUUACUCAUGUUAUUGUGGCAUCCGGAAUCUACAGUUUUCCUAAUCUGCCUGAAUUUCCUGGAAUGGAACAGUUUAAAGGUCGUAUUUUACAUUCGCACGACUUUCGAAAUCCAAGGGAAUUUUCUGGACAAAGGGUGUUGUUGAUAGGAGCUGGAUAUACCGGCGAAGAUAUUCUUUUGCAAUGUUUGAAAUUUGGCGCGAAGCAUGUGAUUAUGGCAUAUAGAACAAGGCCAAAAGGAGACACCUGCAUUAUGCCAGAGGGUAUUGAGGAAAGACCAAUUGUUGAACGGUUUGAUUCGAAUAAAGCAUAUUUCAAAGAUGGGGCCUCUGCUGAAAUUGACUCUGUAAUAUUAACUACAGGGUACAGAAACUAUUUUCCUUUCCUGGAAGACAAAUUUAGAAUACCGGAGGAGACACACCCUUAUCCGGAAGGGCUGUACAAAGCAACAUUGUUUUAUAAGGAGGGAAACAAUCGUUUAUUUUAUAUAGGUACCCUUGAACAGUUCAACUCAUUUGCAUAUUUUGAAGUUAUGGCAAGCUGGACUUGCAGAUACAUUAUGGGUCAAUUGGAAGAUGAACCAAAGGAAAAGAAAGAGAUGCAAGCCAAUAGUCAACAAUGGAUUAAACGGGCAAAUGCCUGCACUUCCGAAUCACAAGUGCUUCAUUUCCAAACUGAAUUAAUAGCACACCUGGCUGAAUUAUCAGGAUACCAUAGUAAUAUUGAGAAAAAUGAAGAAGUUCUCAAUAAAUUGGUCAAAGACAGAAAGGAGUUUGGACUUGCAAAAUACAGGGAUCAAUGUUAUGCAAGCACACAUACUGAUGCAAUAGACCCGAAACAAAAUACUCCAUUUAUGCUAAACUAUGACGAUAGCAUUGAGGCAUUUUUGAAAUGCAAAUAGAACAAAUAACUAAAUAUGUGAUCAUAAUAUUCAAGCUUAUUUACUUCUCUUCUACAUAAUUUUGAAAUGAAAUAAUUUUGAAGGGAAAAAAACAUUGGGUCAAACUUUUAGUUAUUUUAUUAUACUCUUUAUGUAUUCGGAGCACGUAAGUAUAUACAUGCAUUUUCAGUGUCAAAUCCAUAUCGUGAUGUAGAAAUUUAAUUAUCACAUUAUAGUAGUGAAAGAAAGAGUACAAAGAUAUGCGAGAGAGAGAUUCAAACAACGCUGUUUGUCCCUUUAACAUUCACAAAAAAGGACCAACUGAAAGGCAAUGGACAGAACAGAACGGGACACGAUAUAAAGAGGCAAAUUACAGGAUACUAAUUCGUCCAAAGUUAACAGUUAUUGCAUCCGUUUGUCUUUAAACUCGUAUGAAAAUAUGGUUUACAUUAAAUCGUUCAAUCAAUUAAUGCGGAGGCGGUCGUGAAAACCCAUCUAGUAG
This is a messenger RNA of Ruditapes philippinarum (Manila clam), 1858 nucleotides long. Its product is annotated as trimethylamine monooxygenase-like. The record is from RefSeq and is a predicted model, not a curated record. NCBI's taxonomy places the organism in Eukaryota, Metazoa, Mollusca, Bivalvia, Venerida, Veneridae. The transcript has 4 exons. The coding region runs from base 10 to 1377 and encodes 455 amino acids. Gene Ontology annotation, molecular function: N,N-dimethylaniline monooxygenase activity; NADP binding; flavin adenine dinucleotide binding.